Ornithorhynchus anatinus (platypus) is the source of this 1408-nucleotide messenger RNA. Its product is annotated as actin, aortic smooth muscle-like. Lineage: Eukaryota; Metazoa; Chordata; Mammalia; Monotremata; Ornithorhynchidae. Bases 131 to 1264 code for a protein of 377 amino acids. The record is from RefSeq and is a predicted model, not a curated record. The transcript is spliced from 9 exons.
AGUGUGAAAACUUCAUUCCACAAGUGAAUAUAAAUGGAGUUGAAGGUGAGCUCAUACACUUUUUCAAAGGAGCUUGCCCAACACAGUAUCUUCUGUUCUCCUGGCCAGAUCCCUGGAGCUGUGACCAACAAUGUGCGAUGAGGAUGAGACUACAGCCCUUGUAUGUGACAAUGGCUCCGGGCUCUGUAAAGCUGGUUUUGCAGGGGAUGAUGCCCCCAGAGCUGUCUUCCCAUCCAUUGUUGGGCGCCCACGACACCAGGGUGUGAUGGUAGGCAUGGGACAAAAAGACAGCUAUGUUGGAGACGAAGCCCAAAGUAAGAGGGGGAUCCUCACCCUGAAAUACCCCAUUGAGCAUGGGAUCAUCACCAACUGGGAUGAUAUGGAAAAGAUUUGGCAUCAUUCCUUCUACAAUGAACUUCGUGUGGCCCCAGAAGAACAUCCUGUUUUGCUGACAGAGGCCCCCUUAAAUCCAAAAGCGAACAGAGAGAAAAUGACCCAGAUCAUGUUUGAAACCUUCAAUGUGCCAGCGAUGUAUGUAGCAAUCCAAGCAGUUCUAUCUCUGUAUGCCUCAGGUCGAACUACUGGAAUUGUUUUGGAUUCUGGGGACGGAGUGACGCACAACGUGCCCAUCUAUGAAGGGUAUGCUCUGCCACAUGCUAUCAUGAGGUUGGACCUGGCAGGCCGAGACCUAACUGAUUACCUUAUGAAAAUUCUCACAGAGAGAGGCUACUCUUUUGUGACCACAGCGGAGCGGGAGAUCGUCCGAGACGUCAAGGAGAAACUGUGCUAUGUGGCUUUGGACUUUGAGAAUGAAAUGGCCACAGCGGCCUCCUCCUCUUCCCUGGAGAAGUGCUAUGAACUGCCCGAUGGGCAAGUCAUCACCAUUGGGAACGAGAGGUUCCGUUGCCCCGAGACCCUAUUUCAACCAUCCUUCAUAGGAAUGGAAUCUUCAGGCAUCCAUGAGACCACCUACAACAGCAUCAUGAAGUGUGAUAUCGACAUCCGGAAGGAUCUCUAUGCGAAUAAUGUUCUGUCGGGUGGCACCACUAUGUACCCAGGAAUUGGGGAUCGGAUGCAGAAAGAGAUCACUGCUUUGGCCCCCAGUACUAUGAAGAUUAAGAUGAUUGCUCCUCCAGAACGCAAAUACUCUGUCUGGAUUGGAGGCUCCAUCUUGGCUUCUCUGUCUACUUUUCAGCAAAUGUGGAUCAGCAAAGAUGAAUAUGAGGAAGCAGGACCUUCCAUUGUCCAUCGCAAAUGUUUCUGAACAGGGUCCCCGCCAUCUGGGCUAAGCCAUGGUGUUUCUAGACAGAGUUGGUGGACAAUUGUCAGUCAUAAGUGCUUUUGCUAUUCUUCCUGUGCUUGAAACUACAGAAAUGUGUAUAAUGACAAUAAAGAGCUAUGAGGAUGA